AUGACAGUUUUUGCAAUUGAAAAAGCGAAGAAGACGUACAAGCUUAGUUCUGUCUUGAUAUUGCUCAUAGUGAGCAUUGUCAUCAGUUUCUCUAUCGGACUACUAGCAGGAUAUCUCGCAACCAAAGAUGAAGAGCAAGAUGUCAAGGAAACAACAAGUUACGGUGUCGAUGAUUUAUUGGAAAUAUUCAGUGCAGAGCACAUGAAAAAUACCGCAAGGUAAGAAAUUUAGAUCUUUCUUUUGCAUACGUUUGGUCGACCAGUUGAAGCUGCCUUAUCUAUUUAUUUAUUUAGCUUCGCCUUGAAAAAAACGUACAUAAUACAAGUACAACAACUCAUAUGCAUGAGACAGCACAAGAGGCCGGGACACCACAACAGUUUACCCUUAUCAGGCAUGAAUGAAUUGAGAACAGUUCAUAAAACUGUGGUUAUUAAAUAUUAAUAUUAACUUCCCGACAAGGGCCUAGCUCGAAACGUCGAUGUUUUACUUGUAUUUUAGAGCUCCCCAUAGCAUGAAUGAUUGAAACUUUUAUAUUAGUAUGUCAUUGUCUUCUACAUCACUAGGAAUGAACUAUUAAGCCUACAAAGAUUGAUUGUGAGUUCUUAUCCUGUAUCAUUACAAGAUGAAUCGAUCAAAAGUUCGUUUUCUUCCCAUAAAUUCCCCUAA
Molecule: messenger RNA, 666 nt
Organism: Paramuricea clavata
Lineage: Eukaryota; Metazoa; Cnidaria; Anthozoa; Malacalcyonacea; Plexauridae
Source: the annotation of a GenBank genome assembly